Lacerta agilis (Sand lizard) is the source of this 1919-nucleotide messenger RNA. It is a transcript of the gene PTGES2, whose product is annotated as prostaglandin E synthase 2. Gene Ontology annotation, cellular component: mitochondrion. Gene Ontology annotation, molecular function: prostaglandin-E synthase activity. NCBI's taxonomy places the organism in Eukaryota, Metazoa, Chordata, Lepidosauria, Squamata, Lacertidae. The record is from RefSeq and is a predicted model, not a curated record. Bases 1 to 1113 code for a protein of 370 amino acids. The transcript has 7 exons.
AUGGCAGCUGCUUGCGGCGGCGGGAGCUUGAAGGGCUUCGGCCACCUGGCGCGGAGGGGUCUUCUGGUCUCCCUGGGGGCCGGGGGCCGCGCCCGUUGCAUCGCCUCCUCCGGUGCAGGCAGCUGUGGGCGAGGCUGGCCCGGGACAGGGAGACCCCUUCUGCUGGGGGCUGCCUUUGCCCUUGGGGGCGCCUUUGGAGCUUAUCGGACCCUCCAGCGCCGCUUCCAAGGCCAGCAGCAUCUCGCAGAGCAAGAGGUAGCCAAGCUCCCAGAGGACAACCUGCAGUUGACCCUCUACCAAUACAAGACCUGCCCCUUCUGCAGCAAGGUCCGAGCUUUCCUGGAUUAUCAUGGGCUGCCUUAUGAAGUCGUGGAGGUGAAUCCAGUCAUGCGGAAGGAGAUUAAGUUCUCUGCUUACAGGAAGGUGCCCAUUCUCCUUGCCAGCACUGAAAGCACACUGCAAUUGAAUGACUCUUCUGUGAUCAUCAGUGCAUUUAAAACCUACCUCAUUUCCAGGAAGAGUUUGGACGAGAUUCUGUCAUACUACCCUGCCAUGAAAGCCACAAAUGACCGGGGCAAGGAGGUGAUUGAGUAUGGCAACAAAUACUGGCUUAUGCUGGAUGAAAAGGAGACUCUGAAUGUUUAUCCUGUCAAGGAAGCAAGGGUGGAGGAAAUGAAAUGGAGGCAGUGGGCGGACGACUGGCUUGUGCACCUCAUCUCGCCCAAUGUUUACCGCACGGCUGGUGAGGCCCUCGCAUCUUUCGACUACAUUGUGCACGAGGGCAAGUUUGGCACAAUUGAAGGCUUCUUUGCCAAAUACAUUGGGGCUGCUGCGAUGUUCUUCAUCAGCAAAAGGCUAAAGGCCAGGCACCACCUGCAGGAUAAUGUCAGGGAAGACUUGUACAAAGCAGCGAACGACUGGGUGAAAGCUGUCGGCAAGCACAGGAUGUUCAUGGGUGGAUCGGAGCCAAACCUUGCAGAUUUGGCGGUUUAUGGAGUUUUGCGCGUCAUGGAAGGCUUGGAAGCUUUUGAUGACAUGAUGACCCACACCCAGAUCCAGCCUUGGUACCGUCGUAUGGAGGCAGCCAUUGGGCAGUCUAGAGUUGCCAUUUGAUGUCACACAGUACUCCAGAUUCUAAAAACAGGCCUUAACAUUGUCCAGGAAAAGCUCAUGAAGCAAAGCAGGAUUAAAAAAAAAACUCCAAAGCCAAAAGGGGUGUAUGGAAUGAAUGCCACCACCAAAGGGGUCUUGGAGAAAGCAGUGGAACAUGGCACAUGGACUGUUGUUUGUAGGAAGCAUUAAGAGUAUCAUACUUGCUGAGUGAAUUUUGAUUGUAAGGCCUUUACUAGGCCCUUCUGCUUUGGGAUUUUACUUUCCCCCCGCCCAAGUGUCUAAAACAACCUUGUCUGUCUCCAAAAUAUUUGCUUGGUCCUGGGGCAGGUGGAGGAAGCGAGUGUUUUGCUAGGGGUUCAUUCUGCUGAUGUCCUUCCUGUUAUUCAGAGUGAAUAGAUCUGAAGCCACACUCUAAUUGCUGCUUUUCUCUGUGCCUGUAUGGCAUGUGGGACUUCUCCAUUACCAGACAAGUUGACCCAGAGAGGGUGACACAAACAAAUAAAGAACAGUUAGGAAACAGUGUGCAAUAUUUAUAUGAAGCAGGGGUGCAGGGAGAAGGCUGAAGUUUCUGGAAAUGUGCCCCUUGGCUAGAAUAAUGGCAUUCUAGGAAAGAAUGAGAACAGAAGAGCUUUUACUCCUGCUGCCCAUCAAAGGGAUCUGUCAGAAUUUCCAAAUGAAAGGCAGCUCCUUUUUAAAUAACGUGUGGUUUGUAAAAUGUGACAAUGGCACGCAUCUGUGAUGUUCUGCCAUGUAAGAGAUUGUCUUAUGUGACAUGUUGAUGUUGGAGAAGGGUUGUAAAGUGUGAA